Messenger RNA from Cylicocyclus nassatus, 813 nucleotides. The record is from the annotation of a GenBank genome assembly. NCBI's taxonomy places the organism in Eukaryota, Metazoa, Nematoda, Chromadorea, Rhabditida, Strongylidae.
AUGAAGUACAAGCAGAAUGAGUGGAUGGAGAUUCACGGCAAGACUGACGAAGGACAUAUGAGUCUCCAUACUGUGAAUUUUGACAUUGAUUGGAAUGUCACGGGACUUGAAGUCUCCCAUUCCUAUAGUUGCACUCUGUCUUCGUCUGGAACUCUCUCUCCCAAAUAUGUCAAUGGCAUUGAUGGACAAAAGAGAUUUAUGUUGGAAGACGAUAUUUCAGUUUCUCUUCUCGUUGAUGAAGAUUGUGAAAUCCCGAAAUUCAACAUCCGCUUUCCAAGUGGAAUCAAGAAUCCAAAAAUCAUUCCAUUUGAUAAAUGGAAGGAAGACUAUUUCGUGAACUACAACCGCAGGAAAAAGGAUAUCCGAGAUAAAAUCCAUUCGUUGAAAAUCACGGGUUGUUCGGUCAAUCGCAAUGGGUUCAUAGACCACAUUCUGUCAGACGAGGAAUCUGAAGUAUCGUAUGGUUGCUUUGGACGAAAUGUGUUCAAAGACCAAUGUAUCCACAUAAAGGACAUUCUAAUCUUCACCUAUGGGAUGUGUAGAAGCGACAUCUGCGACGAGUGGGCACUUAAACGAAAGGAGAAAACGAUGCAGAUUUACGGAUGGCGAGUCUACGAGAUUGAGGAAGUUGAAGGCGAGAAGAACGCGGAUUGGCUCAUUAUGUACAAUGUCUACAAUCAGUUCAAGACACCAGAAGAGGCAUAUAACGAUAUGUUCAAGUCUUGGGAGAAGUUCAAGAAGUGUCCCAACUAUGAUGAAAACAAGGGAUAUAAAUUCACGAUUCUUCCCAUUGACAAGCGAAACGAAUUGUGA